Molecule: messenger RNA, 5584 nt
Organism: Cimex lectularius (bed bug)
Lineage: Eukaryota; Metazoa; Arthropoda; Insecta; Hemiptera; Cimicidae
Gene: arr
Product: low-density lipoprotein receptor-related protein 6
Exons: 19
Coding region: 206-4714 (1502 amino acids)
Molecular function (GO): protein binding; calcium ion binding
Source: RefSeq, a predicted model, not a curated record
CUUCUCGACCUGUUUGGUCAGUCCUCUCCUCGUGGGUUUUUGUUUUUAUUUUUUUCAGUUUCUAGCCCGUGUUUUUGUGUUUCUACCGUUUCCCAUUUUCGAGUCCGGAGAAGCGUCGAAGGAUGUGAACAUUUGAAGUUGCACCUUCUUUCGAGGAUAUGAAGUUUUCUAGUUAUGGUGACUUACCUGAUAUUCAACAUAUAGAAUGCUAUCGGCCGUGUUAUAUGCCGUCAGCUCUUUACUCGCACUCAGUCUUGGAUACCCGACAUUAUUGUUCACUACAUCAAAGGAUAUCAGAAUUGCAAACAUUUCUAGACCAUAUUCAUCAAAAGUUGCUAUUGUUGUAAAGGAUCUUGAAGGUGCAGCAGCUGUGGAUUACUAUCAUGAGGGGCGUCUUAUAUGCUGGACCGAUUCAAGACUGGGAAGCAUACAAUGUGCUUCGUAUAAUGGCAAUUAUGUUGGUCCAAAGAUGAAUGUCGUCGCGAGUGGGCUAUUCCUACCGGAAGGCCUAGCCUGCGAUUGGCUCACUCAGAAGCUCUAUUGGACAGAUGGAGAGACCAAUAGGAUCGAGGUCAUCACGAUGGACGGCAAGCAGAGAAAAGUUCUCUUCUGGGACAUUGACCAGCCCAGGGCAAUUGUCGUCGUACCGAAUGAUAGUAUAAUGUUUUGGUCUGAUUGGGGUGAUGUACCAAAAAUUGAGAGAGCCUCAAUGAAUGGUGAUCCACACAGCAGGAAAAUAAUUGUCUCUGAUGACAUUUAUUGGCCAAAUGGCAUGACAGUUGAUUACGAUGCCAAAAGAGUCUACUGGCUGGACGGGAAACUUCGUUUUAUCGCCGUGAUGGAUUAUGAUGGAAGAAAUAGAAGGAAACUGAUUGAAUCUGAUGUCCCAUACCCUUUCUCACUUACCAUUUACAAAGAAAAGAUGUUCUGGACUGAUUGGGAGACGUGGUCGAUCCACACAUUCGACAUUAAUACUAGUCAAACCAAGGAACUUUUCCAUAUUGCCAGUUCAGCGCCUUUCGAUGUACGAGUGAUGGAUCCAAGCAGACAGCCUCCUAAGAUUACACCCUGUUCUGUAAAUAAUGGUGGAUGUUCUCACCUCUGCCUCCUUUCGCCGUACAGCCCAGGCUAUUCCUGCGCUUGCCCAACAGGAGUCAAGUUAAUCGACAACUAUACUUGCGCAAAUGGACCUCAGGAGAUGAUCCUGCUCGUCCAAGUAAAUGAAAUCUGUCUGAUCUCGCUGGAUUCACCGGACCAUACGAUUAUUUCGCUUAACAUAGUUGGAAUCAAACAUGCCAUCGGGAUAGACUAUGACCCAGUGAACAGUUACAUAUACUGGACUGACAAUGAGGCUCAGGUCAUUCGUAGGGCAAAGUUAAAUGGCACAGAGAGUUCAGAUCAGAUGGAUAUUGUUUCUUCAGAACUUCAAUCGCCUGACGGCGUUGCCGUUGACUGGAGGGCACAAAAUCUUUACUGGACAGAUUCAGGCACGGACAGGAUACAAGUUCUAAGAUUACAAACUACAUUCAGUAAAGUGCUUAUAAAUAGCGGAUUAGUGGAGCCGAGAGCUAUUGUUGUCGCUCCUGAUGAAGGCUUAAUGUUCUGGUCAGAUUGGAAUGAGAAAAAUCCAAAAAUAGAAAGGGCAGGUCUUGAUGGUUCUAUGAGGACUCUUUUAGUGCAUGAUCAUUUAGGCUGGCCCAAUGGAAUCGCACUCGACCACCCUGCAAAAAAACUCUAUUGGUGUGACGCUAAAACUGACAAAAUUGAGGUUAUCAAUUAUGACGGAACCGAUAGAAAGGAGAUUAUAAUGGACAAUAUACCACAUGUUUUCGGUCUCAGCUUGCUUGGCGAUUACCUCUAUUGGACUGAUUGGCAGAGAAGGAGUCUAGACUCAGGUCAUAAAAUUACUGGUGCUAACAGAAGGAUAAUACUCGACUUAGCGAACAUGAUGGGACUGAAGGCAAUAGGGAAAAUGAUGAAACCUACCAAGUACAACCCGUGCGCUCAAAAUAACGGAAAUUGUUCUCACCUCUGUCUAAACACACCGACGAAAUAUACUUGCGCUUGCCAUAUAGGUUAUGAACUUGAAGCAAACGGAUUCUCUUGUGUUGUACCAAAAGCAUUUUUGCUCUUUGCUAAAAAAUACAAUAUUGGCAGAAUCAGUAUUGAAAAUGCUCAGAAUGAUGCAAUAAUUCCUGUCUCUGGAAUAAAAGAUGCUAGUGCACUCGAUUUUGACAUCAAAGAUGGCAGGAUUUAUUGGACUGAUGUGAAAGCCAAUGCCAUUGCAAGGUCUUAUAUAAAUGGCUCGCAUGUUGAAAAAAUUGUAGAGUUUGGUCUGGAAUCUCCAGAAGGUCUUGCAGUCGAUUGGUUAGCUCAAAAUGUUUACUGGACUGACGCAUCUAUGAAAAGAAUCGAGGUGGCCAAACUCGACGGCAGGUUUAGGAAGACUAUAAUCUGGUCUGGGCUGAUCGAACCGAGGAGUAUCGCAGUGGAGCCGAAACGCAAAUUCAUCUUUUGGAGUGAUUGGGGCAACUCUGGCUCAAUCAACAGAGCACUCUUAAACGGGGCCUCACCGAAGGUUAUUCUGGCCAACAUUGGCCGUGCCAACAGCUUGACUAUUGAUUAUGGAGAGGGAAGGAUAUACUGGUGUGCGAUCCAAGGAUCAAUCGAGUCAGCUUAUCUUAACGGGACAGAAAGAUCUACGCUAGUGAAAAGUCCGCGACCUUUCACUAUGUCAAUAUAUCAGGACAACGUAUAUUGGUCAGACUGGGAAACAGGGCAGUUGUACGUUACAAACAAACAUAUGGGUCAAAACAAGACAUUGCUCCAUCCUCAGGCUGAACAAGUGACGUCUGUCGUCGUCUACCAUAGUUGGGCUCGAUUGGGCUGGACAAACUGCACCAAUGGUGGAGGGUGUGCACACCUCUGUCUUGGAUCAUGCACCUGUCAAAAUCAUUACACCUUAAGUGGUGAUAAGUGCCUGCCUCCUUCAUCAUUCAUGCUGGUAGCGACUAAAAAUUCGGUGAGUCGACUUGUUUUUGAGUCUGGUGUCUGCCCUGACUCACCUCUUCCCAUACAUGGUUUGAAGAAUGUCAAGUCAAUCGAUUACGACCCUAUCCACAAUGCACUUUAUUGGCUUGAAGGGAGAUCACAGACUACUAUCAAGAGGUGGUCUCAAGGUGUGUCGAGUGUCGUCGUAAGUGGGCUUUAUGGUACUACAUCUUUUGCAGUUGAUCCUUUCUACCGAGUGCUAUUCUUCACUUGCCCUAACGAAGGCACUAUCAAUGCCACAAAGCUCGAUAACGGCACUUCUACCACCGUUGUUAUCCGGACUCAUCCUUCUGAAAAACCAAAGUUCAUCGCUCUUCAUACUCUAAAAGGUUUGUUGUUUUGGGUCGGAGAAAGCAGGGAAAGUCGGAUUUACAAAAGUCGUAUGGACGGAGUGAGGAGAGUGACUUUAAUCAGCAACCUACCCCAAGUUGUUUCGUUAGCAGUGGACCAGAAGGAUAGUGCCAUUUAUUGGGCCACAGGUAUGCAUCUAGAGUCGGCCGAUUUUGAGGGAAAAAAUAGAGUCAUAAUAGCAACUGGAGAGAAAAUAAAUUGGAUAGCAGCGAUGGGCAAGUCAGUAUAUUGGAUUCAUUCAACAUCAGUGAUGAACUAUGACAGGCACACAAAUCAUGCUAAAAUUGUGUUCAAUUCCCACAAUCACCUUGUAGCUUUAAUUUCUAUGAGGGUGCCUUCAAAAAAGUCUCUAAUUCAACCAAAUUGGAAAUGCUGGAAUGGGGAAAUAUUGCAGUCCCAUAUAGAUUGUACAAGGGAGGGCCCGUGUUCGCACGAUCAAUUCUCUUGCAUUUCAUCUCCGGGAGAAUGCAUACCGAUGAAGUGGAGAUGUGAUUCCAUGGCGGAUUGUUUUGACGGAAGUGAUGAGACUAAUUGCCCCCAGUGCGCUCCUGACAAAUUCACCUGCCAGCCAUCGUUAUGCAUCGAUAUGAAAUUUGUCUGCGAUGGGACUCCUCACUGCCCAGACAAUUCAGAUGAAAAAUCCUGUUGCAUCACAAGUGGAGGCCAUCAGUGCGGUUCGAGGUGCAUACCGGCACAGAAUAUAUGCGACGGCUGGUCAAACUGUUCCGAUGGUUCAGAUGAGUCUGCUGAGGCAUGUGCCACUGCUGACAGAAGAAGGAUGGCAGUGGUAUCAGAUGGCCAUAUCUCUCAAGGGCCCAUUGUAUUCAUCGUUUUUGUCAUUGCUAGUCUUAUUGCUCUUGUUGGCUACUCCAUUUUCAGAUGGCAUUCAAGAAAAUUAAAAUCAGGUGUGGCUGUUGUGGGACCGAACGAUCCUGCGUUGGAUCCUCUAUCUCCCAAAACAAGAAACGGCCAGGUGCCAGUCAUGGGAACUAAGUUGCAUCCCGGAUCAGGUAUAGUGAGAAUGUCAUCAUUGCAGAGGUCCACUUCAUCACAACCGUCUACAGGAUCUCUGUUCUGUUACCCUUUGAACCCACCGCCAUCACCAGCGACUACCAACAAAGAGCGGCUUACAUUUUAUCGUCCACCGCCGCCCACGCCUUGUUCAACUGAUGUUUGUCACGAGACCGACUCUAAUUACCAGGGGGAGAGUGAACCUCUUCCCCCUCCACCAACACCUACGAGCGCAUCACCAUCACCGUCAUCGUCUACAUACUUCCAUCCUACUCCACCGCCGCCUUCUCCAACUGUAUAAUUUUGUCUCUUUGUGAUUUAUGUGGUUGACAAUCUGUGAUAAUUUUGUUUAACUGAUUUCUUCAUUUCUUUUCUUGUUUUUUUCUUUUUUUAAGCUCAACUAGUUGGUUUGGGAGAAAUACUCUUUAGAACUUUUAUUUGGAACUAUUGCUCAUUUCUCCUAAGAAAUUGAAAUUAAUUGCAAUUGUCUCUUGUCAGGUUGCUUUUAAAACCAUAUUCCUUUUUUACAUGACAAAACACAAAGCGUACAAACAUGCUAAAACUUCUUUUUCUGUCACAUACUAUUGUAUAGUUUUUGUCUUUAUUUGACUAUUCUUAUACCCAAGUGCCACUAGAUUAUCACCAUUUUGAAACUGUAUAAUUUAGUUUAUGAGAAGACUGUCAAGUCUAACCUUUUGAAUUCCUUUUAAUUAUAUUGACUGAUUUAGGCAUUACAACACACUUAAGGCCUGUGUUAAUUAAGUCUUGCCAAAUUAAAAUAAUAUAAGUGCAAUUUUUAAAGUAAGUAGCAUGUAAGUCGAUAAAGAUUAUAUUAAAAUUUUAACUGGUUUAAUUCUGAGUGAUAAAACAUAUCUUGAUUUUUUUUUGUCACUUAGCAAUAUAAAUUCUCACUUGUGCCUUUUUCUAUUGCCUUUGAAGAGGAACGUUAGUGUCUUUGGAAAUUUUUGUAUAGAUGUAAAAUAUUUGUUUUAUCCUAUAAAGUGAAUGUACAAAUUAUAUUUAAUAAAAUAAUACGAUAAGUUGCUUAAUUAUGUAAAUUCUUAAAGUUUAUAAGGUGUAUAAUAAGUGCCUUUCAUACCUACAUCUUUAAAUAUUUAUUGUUUUUACUUUGUUGAUAAUACAAAUAAAAUACAAACGUUACAAUUUUAAA